Aspergillus versicolor CBS 583.65 is the source of this 999-nucleotide messenger RNA. RefSeq names its product FAD-dependent oxidoreductase. The coding region runs from base 104 to 853 and encodes 249 amino acids. The record is from RefSeq and is a predicted model, not a curated record. Gene Ontology annotation, molecular function: D-amino-acid oxidase activity; FAD binding. Lineage: Eukaryota; Fungi; Ascomycota; Eurotiomycetes; Eurotiales; Aspergillaceae. The transcript has a single exon.
CAUAGGCCAGACGCCUUGCUCUUUUGAGACAUCAAUCCAGGUCGGUAACGGUUCUCGUCGAUUUGCAGCUAGCUGUGCAUCCUGCCUUCUCCAUACCUCGAAGAUGAUAUUUUCCGCAAUUUUGAAAGGUGCAAGAUCGCGGGGUGGACUUGACGACCGCAACGACGACUCAACCGUCUGGUACAAAACGAUCGUGCCGGAAUACCGGCGUCUCGCAUCGAACUCGCUCUAUCCAGAAUCCAAGGUCGGCUUCAUGUAUCGCACUCUGGCCGUCAACCCAGGUGUGUUCCUACCCUGGAUAAAGCAGAAGCCGGAAGCGCGAGGGGUGCGGUUUAUUCGGAGGGAAAUCGAAUCUAUCCCCGAUGCGAAGCGUCUGGCGCCGUGCGAUGUUGUCGUACAUGCGUCGGGGCUCGGUGCGUCGUACCUUGCGAAUGACAAGAACGUUGUCCCGGUUCGGGGGCAGACGAUGUUUGUUGAGACGGAUUUUGAUGAGAUGGCUAUGGUCCAGGGGUCGCAUUAUACGUAUGUCAUCCCGCGGAUGUUUACCCGGGGCGCCAUUGUGGGCGGAGUGAGUCAGGAGGGGAAUUUGGAUACUGCGGUGGAUGAGAAGUUGAAGCCGGAUAUUGUGAGACGGGUGAGGCAGUUGGCGGAAGGGCGCCUCGAUGAGAUUGAUCCGCAGAAGCACUCGACGAGGGACAUCGUGGCAUUCCGGCCGGGGAGGAAGGGCGGAUAUCGACUCGAGGCUGAGGGAGAUGUAGUGCACGCCUAUGGGUUCGGAUGGUUGGGGUAUGUCUACAGUUUUGGAGCAGCCCUGGAGGUGCUAAGGCUGGUGGAAAGGAAGUCAUGUUUGUAGAGGCGUCGACUAUGAGUUGAGGUUGUGAUAUCAGAUUUAAUACCGGUAAUAAGCCCAUAUAUUGCCGGUUCCUUGCUGCUGUGUCGCCCCGAGCAUUCAAUAUUAUUGCAUUCCCGAGACUUCCUUACGGUCUGGAGCUCCACUCG